GAACUUCAAGGCUGGUGUUCCAUUACCUUGUCUUGCGCUAGCAGUGAAAGAGACGUUAUUGCAACCACUGCUCUCAUCUGUGAGUUGUUUGAUUUCUCUUCGAAGACGGCAACAGACAAAAGUUAAUGGAAUUCAACAUCUAUAGUAUAGAUAACUUCUGUAGCAAAGAGAAUGAUCAUGAAGGAAGUAUCAACCGCGAAGAGCGUAUUGUUUUUCGUCGGAGUUCUUGCAUUUUUGCUCCAGAUAUCGAGUACGUAAUAUUGUUGUUUAGCCAAAUGAAAAUAAGGCUCGUCCUUUGUGGUCGACCCAUUUCUUAUUGUUGCCGCUUCGCUCCCCUUUUCGUUUGCGGUUUUCGUAAAUUCCAGGGUCUUCGGGUCAAAUUAUAAAUGAGGGAGUAGAUCCAACAUUAAAAAUUAUUGAAGAGGGCGAAGAUCCAACAUUAGGAACGGGAGUGAACGAAGAAAAAGAUGUUAUGGACACGUGUGCAGGUGGAUCAGGCCCUCGCCCUAUCAAUGGAGUGUUUUCUCCCGGACGAACCGACUUCGCCUCAGUUGAUGAUGUGAACGGUGGCUUUUGCGGUGUCGAAAUCGACAGACCAGGAAUAUGGUGGUGGUAAGCAAAUUAUUAACCUCGUUGAAACUUUUGCCUUCCAGUUCUCUCUUAGAGGCAUGCGUUCGAUGGUUGAUUAUCCAUUAUCUUUGCACUUUAAGAUGAACUUCCUUGUACUAAUUUUUCUUUUGCUAUUAUUCUCUUGUUCCUAGGGUUGAAGGCACAGGGGAUUUGAUCAAGGUAUCUAGUUGUAACAAACAAACCAAUAUCAAAGUUAAAAUGAGCGUCUUUUCUGGAUCCUGCGAUGAGCUCGAAUGCGUGACGGGUUCAGAAGAUCCAGAUUUUGAAUGCACCACUUGUGACGAGGUCAAUGCUAUUGGAGAAUGGAAAACGUUUGCCACGGCGAUUACUUUUCAAUCCGAAUUAGAGAAAAACUAUUAUGUUUUGGUACAGCAAGCUGAUGAACAACCUGGAACAAUUUGGUUGAAUUUUCAAACCCCAAUUAUACCCCAAAACGACAACUGUGUAGAUGCAAUCGGCCCUGUGCCCCGAGACAUGACCACAAUUGAGAACUCAAAUGAAUUUGCGUCGAUAUCCGUAAUGGAUGAUUAUUGUGGGGGAGAGUUUGUGCCAUCACGGUAUCCCGGAACGUGGUUUCAAGGUGAGUUGACGAAAUCAAUAAUUUGUUUUUCAUCUCUUCUCGAAUAAUGCCAUGCGCACAUUGAACUUAACUUAGCUUGCGAUUGUUGUAUUUAUACUAUUGAAAAUGUUUUGCGAUCGAAGUCAUGGGCACCGGUGGGCUGGUUUCAGUUUCGGCGUGCAGCCCCUGGAACUUUGACGGGUACGCGUUCAGUGUGUACUAUGGUGAUCACUGUGAUAACCUUGAGUGUGUUGCAGGAGCGUACGAAGUCAACAUCGAGGAUCCAGACCAUUGUGUUUUUGGCAGCGGGAAUCAGCGUGCGAUGACCAGGUAUACAUUCGAUACUAUAGAUCGAAGCCGGUAUUAUGUUUAUGUCCACUGGGCACAAACUCGAUCCGAGAAGCCAACGGCAGACUUUCGGUUCUUUGUGAACGAUGGUAGGGAAGGUGAUGCUGGCACCAGCGGUGCUCAUGUAAUUGCAUACGAACCUCACACCACUUAUGAUUGGAGCGGCUACAGAGACGGUACCGGUCGGUCUAUUGGCAGAACCGGUGAUGAGGAGGGCAAUGCUGACAAUGAGCAACCAUCCUCCAGUAGCAAUAUCCAAAUCCAUCGUGGACUUUCUAUCUUUGUUCUUGCCAUAUCGUGUGCACUUCAUUCAUUGUUAUAGCGAUGUAGAAGUACUCUAUUUUAUGGAGAAUGCCAUGUCAAUUGGUUACUCCUCAUCUGAAAGAAGAGAUGAAUCCAUUUACUCCGCUCUAUAGUUUACUGCUUCAUAUAAUUAUUUUCUAAUGGUGAUUUUAACUAUAUGCCAGAGACCGCAGUGCUGAUAAAAAAUGAAAGCAGAUAUACUGCAAUCAUGCCGAUUAAAUUAUCCAGGUGGCCAUUGCAUUUGCCGACCACCCAUCACAUGCUGAAAAUUGCGAGCAAAGAGCAGAAACAACACAAGAACAAAAAAGAAAUUUAAGCAUCAAGUACGAGACGGCUUAGAAGAUAGACCAUUCGGCUAGUACCAUCUUCCAAUUUAAAAUGCAUGAUGGACUUACAACGUGAAGAUGAUAGACGCUCUGCGCACCAUCCUUGCCAUCGUUGACGACGACCCGAAACCCGCCGGGACACUCUUCCUGGCCGAGCUUUUGGGCCACGUACACUAGAUGGCCGAGCAACGCCUUCUGGUCUUCCCGCGCUUUCGAAAGCUGUGUCAAACCAUCUCGGUGUUUCGGAAUCACCAAAAAGUGAACCGGCGCCUGCGGGUUGACGUCUCGAAACGCAAUGCAAAGCUCGUCGUCGUGGAUCUUGUUGGCCGGGAUGUCUCCCGACAAGAUUUUGUCGAAAAUCGUGGGUGGUAAAGCAUCUCCGGCAUUGUUUGCGGCGGCCUCCUGGGCCUUUUGUACUUCGUCCGAGGACAUGGCGAGGGCGGUGGCAGUCGAGUGCGAAUACGAAUGCGAAAGAUUUUGAAAAGGAAAGGCGAAGGCUCCGGCGACGUGGAUGUUGUUGGAAACGUUGCUAGUGAAAGUUUUUCCGGAUAGAAGUGCGGAACAAGAUAAAAUUCUUGCGAUAGUUCUUCGUCCUGUUAGGCUGCACACGGAAUACAGAAGAUUCUCAGUGAGCAAGUUGUGCACGAAGACAAAUACUACCAAUAGUAGAACGACGAGCCCUAUACACACAUUCGUGGUACGUAUGAUAAGGCUGGUGAUGAAACAAAUCCAAAAGCGCAAAAGCGCCGAAUGCCCCCUCUCCCUCAUACUAAUGCCUGGGUAUAUAACUUACCGCAUUCCUAUGGCUCGUUGCGAUAAAAGGUAGCUGGUAAAGUGACCUUGCAUUUACUUGAAGGAUUCCAGCUUCAAUUGAUCCUGUACUGUACAUCUACCAUGAUGCAAAAUUCCUACGGUUCGAGUACGUACUCACACGUACGACCGCGAGGAGGAGGCGGGCCGUGACAGCUAGCUAAGGUUCUGUCUUGAGCAGCGUCAACGGCCCAUCUACUAGAUUCAUGGGAUUUCAGAUCGGCGAGAAAAGAUUUUUGAUGUUUUUUUUACUGUACCGUAGCUACGAAGUCUACUAAACACGCUGCUCGGGACUGCACUAAAACAAAGAGCACACA
This is a messenger RNA of Pseudo-nitzschia multistriata, 3293 nucleotides long. Lineage: Eukaryota; Bacillariophyta; Bacillariophyceae; Bacillariales; Bacillariaceae. The record is from the annotation of a GenBank genome assembly.